AUGUUCUUGCUCUACGCCCUGCGCCCUGCGCUGCCUCGAGCUGAUACUCCAGCACUGGGUGCGCUUGCAGCCCCCGCCACCGUGCCAGGGCCGUCUCUACUAGGCCCAAGAGUCAUUGUUGGGUUUCUCCGUGAGAGGCUAGAUGUCGUGGAGAAGUGUCUUGUUUAUUAUCGGGGCCACCUUGACGUGCUCUUCUUCACCAACGCCAAUGCUGACGCUGCUGCCGUUCUGGAUAGCAUCAACCGUGCGCCCGAGCCAUUGCUGAGGCCGCUGCUGCGCCAGCUCUGCGCGCUUGCUUCGGCGGGAAUCGUCUUUUCUCAGUGCACGGCGACAACACCGAGCACGGCGACAACACUGAGGACGGCUCUGCGGCUCUGCUGCCUGCUUGCCGCCAGCAAUAGGGGCCUUGGUCUGUCGCGGAUCUUGGGGCUGUUUGGCGACCGACGUCCCGCCACGGCGCUGGCGGCCGAGUGGGGCGAGAUGAAGCGUGUCUGGCGCUGUCUUGUUGCCAUAAGAGUCUGGCUGCGGUCGACGCUGGGCUGGGCUUUCGUGGACCUGGGCCCUGCCGAUGUGCUCGCGUCGGGCCAGGACGAAGAUUUGCAGCGCCUGAACGGGGGCGAGUAUUUCCGUCGAGAGAUGGCCAGAAUGGCUAUUUUGAAACAAAAGAUGUCUCGCAAGACGUCACCAGACCGACUCAAGCUCUACUGCCUGCACAUCUCACACCAGGGCGCGGUCUUGCGGCUCUUUCGCCGCCUCGUCCGCCGUUUCGGAGAUGCCGAGACGCCGACGGCCGUCCCCAAGGAACUGACGGCCUGUCUCAGCGACGGACUGCUGUCGGCUCGCCACUCGUCAAGAUUUUGCUUGCUGUUGGAGACGGAGCGGGGCUCGAAACUGCUGCUUGAGACGGCUGACGCCGAGUGGUACGAUGACCAUGUCCUGAUAACCCACAUGAUAGAGUCGCUCGCGACCUUCUGCACCGAGGCCGAUGUGAUUGCGCAGUCCUUCUGCCGGGCGGCGGCGGAGAGGGGCCUCGCGGGUGCCGACGCAGCCCCGAAUCUGCCUGUAAGCGAGGCUCCCCGCGGCGGCGGGGGUGGUGGCGACAGACAGUACCUGCUUACGUCUGCCUCAGGCACAUCGCGGCACCACGUCGCCGCGCGAGAGCUGCUCGACUUCGUAAGGCGGCCACUCGGCGACCCGCGGGUGCGGCCCGAGAGCGUCGACCAUCUCUUCCGCCACUCCCUCAUCAACCACGAGGAAUGCAGCCUGGGCCUCCACUACGACUGGCCGACCGAGUUCAUGCUCGACGCGAAAGCGCCCGACCUCAGCGCCGGUGCCCAAGCUGCUGACACCAGUCCCGAACUUGAGCCCUUGUUGGGCAUGUCCGGUAUUCUUGGGCUGCGAUAG
Messenger RNA from Lasiosphaeria miniovina, 1404 nucleotides. RefSeq lists its product as uncharacterized. NCBI's taxonomy places the organism in Eukaryota, Fungi, Ascomycota, Sordariomycetes, Sordariales, Lasiosphaeriaceae. The record is from RefSeq and is a predicted model, not a curated record. Bases 1 to 1404 code for a protein of 467 amino acids. The transcript has 7 exons.